This is a messenger RNA of Trichechus manatus latirostris (Florida manatee), 1785 nucleotides long. RefSeq names its product programmed cell death 10 (gene PDCD10). Gene Ontology annotation, molecular function: protein kinase binding. NCBI's taxonomy places the organism in Eukaryota, Metazoa, Chordata, Mammalia, Sirenia, Trichechidae. The transcript is spliced from 8 exons. Gene Ontology annotation, cellular component: FAR/SIP/STRIPAK complex. The record is from RefSeq and is a predicted model, not a curated record. Gene Ontology annotation, biological process: regulation of Golgi organization; positive regulation of MAP kinase activity. Bases 173 to 811 code for a protein of 212 amino acids.
UGGUUCCUCUCGGGUCCUUCCGGCGUCGCCGGAGUGAAUUGAUCUGGGAGUUGAAGAGGGCUCCAAAGGUGGCAAGUGGAGUUAGUGCUUCAGUUGCCGGGAAGAAAUACUGCAGUGAAUGAAGAUUCCUCUGCAUUUUAGCACUGCGUUUUCUCCUGUAGUUGGCUUUUGAAUGAGGAUGACAAUGGAAGAGAUGAAGAAUGAAGCUGAGACCACUUCCAUGGUUUCUAUGCCUCUCUAUGCAGUCAUGUAUCCUGUGUUUAAUGAGCUAGAACGAGUAAAUCUGUCUGCAGCUCAGACACUGAGAGCGGCUUUCAUUAAGGCUGAAAAAGAAAAUCCAGGUCUCACACAAGACAUCAUUAUGAAAAUUUUAGAGAAAAAAAGUGUAGAAGUUAACUUCACAGAAUCCCUUCUUCGUAUGGCAGCUGAUGAUGUAGAAGAAUAUAUGAUUGAACGACCAGAGCCAGAGUUCCAGGACCUAAAUGAAAAGGCACGAGCACUUAAACAAAUUCUCAGUAAGAUCCCAGAUGAGAUCAAUGACAGAGUCCGGUUUUUGCAGACAAUCAAGGAUAUAGCUAGUGCAAUAAAAGAACUUCUUGAUACAGUGAAUAAUGUCUUCAAGAAAUACCAAUACCAGAAUCGCAGGGCACUUGAACACCAAAAGAAAGAAUUUGUAAAGUACUCCAAAAGUUUCAGUGAUACUCUGAAAACCUAUUUUAAAGAUGGCAAGGCAAUAAAUGUGUUCAUAAGUGCCAACCGACUUAUUCAUCAAACCAACUUGAUACUUCAGACCUUCAAAACUGUGGCCUGAAAGUUGUAUAUGUUAAGAGAUGUACUUCUCAGUGGCAGUAUUGAACUGCCUUUAUCUGUAAAUUUUAAAGUUUGACUGUAUAAAUUAUCAGUCCCUCUUGAAGGGACCUAAUGUAGGAUGUUGAAUGGGAUUAUUGCCAUCUUACACCAUAUUUUUGUAAAAUGUAGCUUAAUCAUAAUCUCACACUGAAGAUUUUGCAUCACUUUUGCUAUUAUCAUUCUUUUAAGAAUUAUAAGCCAAAAGAAUUUACGCCUUAAUGUGUCAUUAUAUAACAUUCCUUAAAAGAAUUGUAAAUAUUGGUGUUUGUUUCUGACAUUUUAACUUGAAAGCGAUAUGCUGCAAGAUAAUGUAUUUAACAAUAUUUGGUGGCAAAUAUUCAAUAAAUAGUUUACAUCUGUUAAAUAUUUCUUUACUUGAAAAAGUGUGUGUGUGUGAACGAUCAGAAGACCUAGACAACUUGGUGUAAUAUCUAAAGAACUUCUAACGGGAUCUUAUUAGCAACAAGAAUUCCUAUUUUUUGCCCUUUAUCACUUUGGGCAAAAAUUAGUCAAUGGAAAUAUUUGCAUUAGUUAUUACAUAUGAGGUACUUAAUAUUUUUUCAUUGUUUUCAGCUUGUUUUAAGACUUGUGAGAAAGGGCUGGUAGUUUAGUGGUGUCUUCGCACUGUAAUGCCACUUUUUGAACUCUGUGACAAUGUAGAUUUGACUCUGAGAAAUUAAGUGUUUCUGGUAUGCUAGGCCCUAAUAAGCAUUGUACAUUUUUUUCCCAAAAAAUGGCCACAGUUAGUAAUUUGAAGCUAUACCAAUGGCUAGUUGGUUUGAAAUUAUCAUGAGUGUUAUUAUUAUAUACACUCUUUAAAUAUGUAUAGCUUUGUUUCACAAUAGAGAAUUUUUAAGGAAAUUGUAAUCAAGUAUUCAUGCUAAGUGAUGAUUUCACUUUUCAUUUAUGAUAAAGGAAAAAAUCAGAGUAUGUUCA